Molecule: messenger RNA, 979 nt
Organism: Lentinula edodes (shiitake mushroom)
Lineage: Eukaryota; Fungi; Basidiomycota; Agaricomycetes; Agaricales; Omphalotaceae
Exons: 2
Coding region: 166-858 (230 amino acids)
Source: RefSeq, a predicted model, not a curated record
GGCGAUUGCCGAAACGAUUUGUGCACCGAGGUCGCAUCAGGUUUGUCAGUAAAGUCAGUUGUUUGUCAGUUACUCUCACUAGUUCUCCUACAUAACUUCCGAGGUUAUUAUUCUGCGGCCAUGCGAAAUACUUAAAGCCAGACUCAAAGUGCCAGGACUAACUCAAUGUCUCAAAUCACCCUAUUCGGCGGCACAGGGCCUACCGGUAAUGCACUUAUUCGCGAAGCCCUACGUCGAGGCCAUACCAUCGUUGUCUUUGCUCGUAGUCCCGAUAAACUUGACUCCGAAUUGAGAGACUCAGCAAGGAUAAGCGUCAUUCAAGGAACCUUGGACUCUUAUCCUGCUAUACAACGCUCCCUGCACAACUCCGCCGCUGUUUUCGUUCUCCUCACGCCUUCGGACGGUCUUCCUGGUUGGGCUGGUGGCUCUUCUUCACCACUGACAAUGACUACUGGUUAUCGCAACAUCAUCCGUGCUAUGUCCGAACUUAGCGUGAAGCGACUUAUAGGCAUAGGAACCCCCUCGCAUGUCGAACCUCAAGAUGGAUUUAACUUUGGUUUAAAAUUAACUGUGCCUAUGCUAAGGCUGUUAGCUCCAAAGGUGUUUGAGGAUGUUGUAGAGACCGGAAAACUGUUGAAAGGUCUAGGAGAUGAUGAAAAGAUUGAUUGGACCUGGUUCCGAGUUUCCUUAUUGUACGAUGGACCUGCUCCCAGUGACAAAAAGUAUCAGCUUGGUUUCACGGGACAAGGAGGAAGGUUUCUACUUCCCAGUCUUUUCAGGGAAGAGCUUGCGAAGGCCCUGCUAGACGAGAUGGAGGAUGGAAAGUGGGUGAGAGGAAUGCCUUUCUGUUGGACUUGAGUUCCACGAGCUCUUCUACAUACUUUGUUUUCGAUGCAUCGUAUCUCCUCUGAUGAUUCUUGUCAAGAUCAAAGGUCCUAGAAGAGUUAGAUAGAAUGCCUGAAAUUAUUAUCAGUCAUAC